Neocloeon triangulifer is the source of this 1673-nucleotide messenger RNA. RefSeq lists its product as uncharacterized. The record is from RefSeq and is a predicted model, not a curated record. The transcript has 8 exons. The coding region runs from base 372 to 959 and encodes 195 amino acids. Gene Ontology annotation, molecular function: odorant binding. NCBI's taxonomy places the organism in Eukaryota, Metazoa, Arthropoda, Insecta, Ephemeroptera, Baetidae.
AUUUAGUUAGAAUCGAUGCAGCACCAAACCGAAUCCAGCUCCGUGUCCAAAAUUUUCGGAUUCAGUUAAGCAAAACGAGGUGGCUUGUGCCAAUUGCAAUAAUUUUUAUUUUCCUCCUCAAAUAUAGGCCAGAGAUAAAAGCUGGAAUAAUUAAUUCGAGACAAACAUUUGCAUUGUGCGAUAGAGUGCGUCGCAAAUAUUUCGGUUGAAGAGCGAGCGGUUGUUUGAGGGAACUUUCACAGAGUCGAUCAGCGUUGGCAACUCGAGUUCCAACUUAACUUUUGGUACAUACUUUUGUUCAUACGUACAUACAUUUUUCUCUAGACGCAGUGCAACUAUGAGCUUAUAUAAUUCUCGUUUGUUCUGCACACAUGUUUAUUCUUUUCGCAGCAACCGCAAACGACUACGACGUUUCAACCGUGUGCGCCCAGGAAAACUUUCAGCAGCUGUCUUUGUGCUGCAACAAGCAGCGCGAGUCGUUUAUCGCGGCCGAAGAGGCGGCAAAAUGCAACCCGAAGAAGAACGCCUGCCUCAACAGCGUCCUCGACGAGUACGUGCUGCACAAGUUCCAGUCGGUGAACAAAAAUCUCAUCAACAUGAAAUACUUCUACACCAAAACCAAUCUGGGCCCGGCCAUGUGCUUCGUCGAGUGCAUUUUCCGCAACGAGAAACUGAUUUAUCAGAGGAAGUCGAUCGACUACGAUAAGGUGAUGGACAAGUUGAUCUUGGCCGUCAACUCGACGGAGCAGCAGCGGAUGGAGCACAUGAUCAACGAGUGCCGGCUCAGCGUCAAGGACUUGCCGAUGAGUCCGAUGACGACGGCCAAGGCUCCCAGAAGGCCUUGCCUCAACCGGCCGCUACUGCUGGUGCAGUGUUUGCGCAGCCAGUUCAUGCUAGGCGAGUGCCCCCAGGAUAUGCUUGUUGAUUUUGAGUUAAUCCGAUACUUGAUCGUGACAUAAAAUUUAUGCCGGGGUUAAAUUUGAUUGACGUGUAUUGCAGCUGAAUUGUGCAGACGGACCAAGGCUGCCAUGAACAGGUGCGAGAUUGUUAGGGUUUGGACGAUAAUGAGAGUCUAUCAGAAGAUUCAAACUCAUUCCGACAAGAAUAAAUCAAAAUAAUAUUAAAUUAUGCUUUAAAAUUAUGUGUUUUCUAAUAAAAUUUUAACAUAAGGAAAGCUCACAAUUUAAAAUUUGGUUAGAUUUAAAAAAAAAAAUUAUUUGCAACUUCAUUGCAACAAAUUAAUUUAAUAACUAGUAUUUUGAUUAAAUUCAAAAUUUCAACUCUGUAAUUAAAUACCGGCGUUUACUUCACUGUGAUUUGAUUAAGAGAGAGCAAUAUAAUUACUAUUUAAAUUAAGCAAAUUGUUUCAUAAAUUGAAACCUGCCCUCAAAGACUGUCCCUCGAGCAAUUUUCCCUCCCGCUGCAAGGAGUAAAUGUGGAAGAAAUUCAAGAUUGAAGAUUUUAAAAUGUUUGUGAUAUAUCGUUCUUUUUCUCUCUCCAUAGUGUGGGUUUACCACGGCUGCCGUGUCUCUUUUGAUGUCGGGCGUUUAGCAGACAUCUGCUAGUUGUAAACCCUUUCUUAUCUUUUUCCCAAUUUAAAAUUUUUGUAUUGACAAAGAAGACAAAUAAUAAAAAAGUAAAUAAUAAUAAUAAUUCUCAGUGCUGAUGAUGUA